AUGGUGCUGGCGUUCGGCGCUGGCACAGCGUCGUCCCAGGAUUCAUCAAAUUCGCUCGUGAGCCGCCGCCUCACCGAGUAUCUAACGCCAGCCGCGUCUGGGACGCAUGACCAGCUUAUCAAGAUCGAGCUGAAUCCGAUCACCGAGGAACCUACUGCUUUCCAGUCAUUUCCUAUGGGAAACAACAGCAAGUCAGGGCUCCAUGGCGUGUGGCCUUCGGAGUUAUACCCCGGCAAGAUGUGGCUAUCGCUGCAGUGGGAAAAUAAGUUGCUGCUCGUGUAUCCAGGACAGAAUCUCUCGGCCGUUCCGUCCAUCAUCAAGACCAUUAAUAUCCCGGAGCCAGGAAACAGCCCACAUUGCAUCUUUGAGAUUGGCAAUCGCGUCUGGGCCGGCCUUAAGGAUGCUUCCGAGCAAACUGGCCAGUACUAUUUCUUCUCAGCAGAUAUCUCUAACUCCACCGACCAGAAGCUGUACCCGUGCCUCAAAAACCCUGUGUUCAUCAAGGAGGAGCCAGCCACCAAGUUAAUCUAUGUCACGCAAGACACAGAGUCGUCCAUCAUGCGCAUCAAUGCUACCAGCGGCAGUUGCCGAUUCCGCCAAACGUCGGCAGCACGCCAGUCGGAAUGA
Pseudogymnoascus destructans is the source of this 627-nucleotide messenger RNA. RefSeq lists its product as uncharacterized. Bases 1 to 627 code for a protein of 208 amino acids. The transcript has 2 exons. NCBI's taxonomy places the organism in Eukaryota, Fungi, Ascomycota, Leotiomycetes, Thelebolales, Thelebolaceae. The record is from RefSeq and is a predicted model, not a curated record.